Messenger RNA from Saprolegnia parasitica CBS 223.65, 755 nucleotides. RefSeq lists its product as hypothetical. Lineage: Eukaryota; Oomycota; Saprolegniomycetes; Saprolegniales; Saprolegniaceae. The transcript has a single exon. The coding region runs from base 10 to 684 and encodes 224 amino acids. The record is from RefSeq and is a predicted model, not a curated record. Gene Ontology annotation, molecular function: DNA binding.
UACCGCUUCAUGAGCGUGUCCCUCCACGAGCUCUUGUCCAAUGCAGCGGACAUGGCGCCAUCGGUGCUUCCAAAGCGGGGAAAGAUGCCGCCCAACGGCGGCCGCUGGUCGGACAUUGAGCAUGGCCUCUUUCUCCAAGGCGUCGGGCUCUACGGAAAGGACUGGCGGCGAAUUGCACGGCUCGUACAGACACGCACGACCGUCCAGACCCGGUCGCACGCCCAAAAGCACUUUGACCGACUGGAGAAGGAGCGAAAAGAAGGGAAAACUGAGACGCUACCGGUGGCCAAGCCCGCAAAGACUGCCAAGACGACGGCCAAAGGCAAGACGAAGCGCGUGCUGGCGCACCUGGCCAUGGGCCCGCCCCAGUUUUGUCUGCCAAUCGACGACCCGAGCGCCGGGUACAGAGAGCCCACCGAGGUUCCGGCCUAUGCAACGAGCAGAGGGGACCUCGACAAGCUCCUCGACGACAUCCCCGUGCACGAUUUCCUCGCGCUGCUUGCGUCCGAGAAGGACCGUUCGCUCAUGGACGGCUUUGAUUUUUCGAGUCUCGACACGGCGGCACCGGUGAUGGACGCGCGGCUCACGACACCAACGACGCUCAUGCCGUCGUCAUGGACGCCAUCGCUGUCGCCACUGCACCGGGAUACGCCGAGUCGCUUUGAAGACGAGUUCUGUUUAUAAGGCUCUGCGAUCGCGUUGCUAGUUGUUUUUAAGUGCGUGCGAAUGGAGGUCGUGUGUGGCGUAGUGUCUGG